AACUUUCAAGCUAAUUUAGAGGAGCUGUUCGAGCACACCCAAACAGAUCUCCCCUCGCUCCGGCCGCCGCCGCCGCCAUGUUGAAAGCGGAGAGAGAAGGGCGACCACGGGGCCUCCCGGAGGAGCUCGUCGUGUGGGAGAUCCUGCUCCACCUCCCCCCCAAGCCGCUCCUCCGCUGCCGCCUGGUCUGCCGCUCCUGGCGCCGCCUCACCUCCACCCGCGCCUUCCUCCACGCCCACCACCGCCGCCAGCGCCCCCUCCCCUUCGUUACCGGCUACGACAUCGACCAUGGGGGCCCGACCUUCGUCGACUUCCUCGCCCUCGACCGCCGUGACGCCGCCGCCCCCGCCGCGCGGCUCCAGCACGUCGCCAGGUUCAGCGACACCGCCAUCUUCGUGAAGGACUCCUGCGAUGGCAUCCUUGUCCUCUCCGGCCGCCGUCACGAUACCUACGCUGUCUGUAACCCGGCCACCCGCCAGUACGGUGGCCUCCCGAUGCUUGCUGGGUUCACCUUCAUGGGGUUGUACCAGCACCGCCCCACCGGCGAGUACCGGAUUCUCGUGGUCCGGAGGACGAUGUCUACCUUUGAUAACAUUUCCUACCACGUUUACACACUGGGCUCCGGCGACAUGCCGAGGUGCAUUGGGUGGUGGCAGUGGGUGGCAGGCUGCCCACCUGUCCUGUUCAAUGGUAGCCUGCAUUGGUUCGAGACAUUGGGAGACAAGAUUCUGGUGUUUGACACUACAGCCGAGUCUUUCCGGUGGAUGCGUGCUCCAAAUAAUAAGAUCAAAUUUCUCUUCGAGACUGAUGGCACGCUCGGCAUUUUCGGUGGUGCGGCGGUUGUCGAUAUCUGGGUGUUGCAGGAUUAUGAGAGAGAGGUGUGGUCUCACAAGUACCGGGUUGAGAUGCCAGUUCCAGAGAUCAGGGGGAAGCUUGAUGAGGGUGAUAAUUGGGAGGUGACUGUUUUUUCGGAUGGUGGGCAUUUGCUUUUGCUAGUUGAAGGCAAACAAUGCCUGCUUUACUUUGAUACUGAUGGCAAGCUGCUGGCCACUUUCCAACAUGAUGGUCACACCCCCUGGAUGACUGCUGUGAUGCUUAAACAAAGCCUUGUUCCACAUGCAUUCUUUCCAUUGCUAGAAGGUUAUGCCGUGAAUGCUCCACGAUUCAUCUGAAGUCUGUUGAAUCAAGUCGUCUAUCUUUUUAACAUUUCCUUCUUGUGUGCUUUUGAAUUACAUAUGGUGCAAUCUAUAUGAAGUAGAUGAAGUUUUAUCACUCAAACUUCUUGGUUGAGGUAUGCAGUAUUUAUACAAUUAUACUUCUAACCUGAACUAAUGGUCGCUGCAUAAGCGUUAUUUCUCUGCAUGAGUCGUUGGUUUGUUCUAUCAUGUAAUGCAAAACCUCGAUGAAAUUACUAUUAAUUCUCCAUGUUUACAGUCUUUUGGUCUAAGGUGGACAGUACUCAUUGGUUAGUGAUGAAUGAUACUGAUCUCUGGUUUUGUCUACAAAAAUUUGAUACUUAUCUGAAACCAUUAUCUUGAUGAAAUUCACUGUUUGGUACUAGUUGGUCAAUGCCCAUAAAAGAUUUUCAAACUAGUUCGUAGACAAUGGUUGAUAUCUUGAGAUAUUAUACUGCUAAAACUGUCCUACCAAAAUACAAUACUCCCUCGUUACAUAUUAUAAGAUGUUUUGGCCCUACCAGUGCACUGGUAAAAUCUAAUUAUAUAGGAAUGUUGAGUAUCAUAUGGUUACAGCAUUCAUGAUGGUUUAACCAAUCCUGACAUUCUGUCAUUAGAUAAUCUUGAUUCAUUCCACUUCUCCAUCCUUAAGCACCAAUUUUGUGGCCACAACAUAAUAUUUCAGAGUUAUGUUGAAC
Messenger RNA from Oryza brachyantha (malo sina), 1873 nucleotides. RefSeq names its product F-box protein At3g57580-like. Gene Ontology annotation, molecular function: protein binding. The record is from RefSeq and is a predicted model, not a curated record. Lineage: Eukaryota; Viridiplantae; Streptophyta; Magnoliopsida; Poales; Poaceae.